CCUUAUUCUUCUUGGCUGCCAUUUUGCAAUUUACAACCCUUUGCCGCUUGAUGAGUUGAUUUCUUUUAUUUAGUUUUCUACCUUGGAAUUUUGAUGGGUUGAAUUCAAUUAAAGAACCAAAUGUAGCCAGGAAAAUGGGUAUGAACUUUUCAUGAAUAUGCAUUGUUGGUAGCCUGUUAGGAGCCAGGUUCCAGGGGCUUCACCAUGCUAUAGCAAAAAGACAUGAACAUUUUGAGGAAGCAGAAGAGGAUAUUCGACAGUAUUGUUCUUCAUGUAAGGUACUUAUCAUGUAUACCCAAUGCUAAACCUGACACAUCAAGCUUGGAAGAACAUGUUCGGGUGGCUGCGGGUGUUUUUCGGGUGUCCAAUUUGCAGGGUCUCUUGCAGAAAUGUGCGAGGGAGAGAGCAAUCAUAGAGGGGAAGGCCUGCCAUGGACAGGCUAUUCGCGUUGGAUUAGAGAAGGACACGCUAACAUCAAACAUGCUCGUAAAUAUGUAUUCUAAGUGUGGGAUUGUUGGCUCUGCUCGCCAGGUGUUUGAUGAAAUGCCCGAACGAAGCAUUGUUUCAUGGAACACCAUGAUUGGUUCGUAUACCCAGAAUUGGAAUGAACAAGAAGCUCUUAACCUUCUUAUGCAGAUGCAAAGAGAAGGAGCCCAUUUUUGUGAAUUUACCAUUUCUAGUGUUCUUUGUGCUUGUGCUGCGAAAUGCGCAGUUGUUGAGUGCAAACAAUUGCAUGCUUUUGCUCUUAAGACGGCGAUGGAGUCGAAUGCAUUUGUGGGGACUGCAUUGCUUGAUGUUUAUGCCAAGUGCAAAUUAAUGAGAGAUGCACGUUGGGUCUUUGAGUGCAUGCCCGAGAGAAGCGCCAUCACAUGGAGUUCUAUGGUGGCAGGGUAUGUGCAAAAUGAGCUUUAUGAGGAGGCUUUAGUAUUAUUCCACAAGGUGCAAAUGAUGGGUUUGGAACACAACCAAUUUACAAUUUCUUCUACUCUCGCUGCGUGUUCGGGACUGGCAGCUCUAAUUGAAGGGAAACAGGUGCAGAGGAGAGGAACGUGGUUUUAUGGAAUGCAAUGAUUUCGGGGUUCUCAAGAAAUGCUCAUCCUAUGGAGGCCAUGAUAUCAUUUGAGAAGAUGCAGCAGAUGGGUAUCUAUCCAAAUGAAGUAACUUACAUAUCUGUGUUGUCCGCAUGUAGUCAUAUGGGAUUGGUUGAAAAGGGACGAAGCUAUUUUAAUCUGAUGAUAACGGAGCACAAUCUGUUCCCAAAUGUCCUUCAUUAUUCAUGCAUGGUUGAUGUUCUUGCCCGAUCUGGGCUGACUUAUGAGGCUCAGGAUUUGAUUAAGACAAUGCCAUUUGAUGCUACUGCUUCCAUGUGGGGAUCGCUGUUGGCCUCCUGCAAAGUCCAUGGGAAUCUCGAGCUGGCUGAGGUUGCAGCUAAAAAACUGUUUGAGAUUGAGCCUGAUAAUGCAGGAAACCAUGUCUUGCUUUCCAACAUAUACGCUGCAAAAAAAAUGUGGGAGGAAGUUGCCAGGACAAGGAAGUUUCUUAAAGAUAGUGAAACAAAAAAAGAGAAGGGUAAGAGUUGGAUUGAAAUUAAAGACAAAGUUCAUACAUUCAUGGUUGGGGAGAGAUGUCAUCCUAGAAUUGGUGAGAUUUAUUUAAAAUUGGAGGAUUUGGUGGAAGGAAUGAAGAAGCUGGAUUAUAAAGACAAGACAGAGCAUGAUCUUCAUGAUGUGGAAGAGAGUAGGAAGGAGGAACUUUUGAGACACCACAGUGAGAAGCUAGCAUUUACAUUUGGGCUAAUGUGUUUACCUCUUGGCGCACCCAUUAGGAUUAUGAAGAAUCUUAGGAUAUGUGGGGACUGCCAUUCUUUUAUGAAGCUUGCAUCAAGUAUUACAGGGAGGACGGUUAUUGUAAGGGAUACGAAUCGAUUUCACCAUUUUAGGAAUGGGCUUUGUUCCUGUGGUGAUUUUUGGUGAAAUGUUGGUCAAACAAUUGGUUGCGAUGGUUUUUGUUAUUGACUGUUGGGGGUCCACACAUAUAUGCUUGGGUGUGGAUAAAAUUCUUCCAAGCUCAAGACUUGAGGAUUUGUUUCUAUUAUCAUAAACCCUCUUCUAAGAUCUGACUUUAGUUCCACAGAAAAUGCAUGCUUCAAAUAGGGUAUGUCAAUCUAUAAUUAGUUGCUAGCAGGACAGGCUUCAAACCUUCACGAUCUUUAUGGUCACAGUGCCAAUGGUAAACCAUAGUUUCCAGAAUUAAUGUCCACUUGUUAAAUUCAAAUUUGUUCCUUAUCUUCAAUUAGAUGAGCCACAAUGGCAUCUUCACUCUUUAUUUAUUUUAUUUGUUUAUUUUGUUUGUGGUCAGGUGCAGAAGGGUUAAAUUUUGAGAUAAGCAAAGCACGGUGGCAAGGGAGUGUCAUGAGUUUGUAUGAAACUAUACUAUAAAUAUACAAUUUCAUUUCUGUA
Molecule: messenger RNA, 2459 nt
Organism: Malania oleifera
Lineage: Eukaryota; Viridiplantae; Streptophyta; Magnoliopsida; Santalales; Ximeniaceae
Product: pentatricopeptide repeat-containing protein At5g04780, mitochondrial
Exons: 2
Coding region: 1068-1973 (301 amino acids)
Biological process (GO): RNA modification
Molecular function (GO): zinc ion binding; RNA binding; protein binding
Source: RefSeq, a predicted model, not a curated record